AUGUGCAGAGCGCAGCCAGCCAGCGAGGCGCGACUUACCGGCGGCGGAGGCCUCCCGGGCUACGGCCGCAAAUACGGUAUAGCCGCCUCCGGGCGACGUCCCUCAGGCGGCGCCCCUACAUCCGCAUAUACGGUCUUCAAGAUCUGCUUUGCCAGGACCUGCCGGGAGUUUUGCCCUCAAGCCGUCCCUCCACCACCUCCACCAGGCAGAAAGAAAGGACCCUUUCACCUCCAGAUCUCCCUUUCCAUGGCGCACCGCUCACCCGCCUCCCCCUCUUCGAAGCCACGGACAGCCCCCUUCCCUGCACGGCUCAUCCCUGGCUCCCCCUACUCGGUGCUGGUCCUCCAGGAGGGCUUUUCGGAGGAGCUUUGCGACGGCAGCACCCGAGCGGACGGGACCGGGGUCCCUGGGGCCGUGAGCGGCUGCUGGCGGGGCUGGCCGAGCAGGGCGUGUCCCCUCGAGACAUCCGCCACGUGGUCUGCACCCACGGCCACUCUGACCACGUGGGCAACCUCAACCUCUUCCCCGAGGCCCUGCUGGUCGUGGGCACGGACGUCAGCCGGCCUGAUGGACGUUACCUCCCCACGGAUCUGCGCCGGGGGCUCCCCUACCCACUCCACGUGGGGCACCUGGAUGUGCUGCCCACCCCGGGCCACACGGGGAACGACGUCAGCCUGCUGGUCCACGGCACUUCCCUGGGGGACGUCCUGGUGGCCGGAGACCUUUUUGAGCAUGAGGGAGACGAUGGAGAGUGGGAGCCGCUUAGCGAGGACCCUGCGCGGCAGGCAGAGAGCAGGGCCCGUGCCCUGGGCAUGGCGGAUGUCAUUGUGCCAGGGCAUGGGGGGCCCUUCCAAGUCUUCAGGGAAGGAGUUGGGUCUCGAGGGGAGGGUCUGGGUGGACUCCACGGCCCCAGCCAAGAGCUGCGGAGCUCUGCGCCCCCAAACACAAAUGGUGACCAAGAGGAUGAAGGAUUUGGAAACUAAGCCUUGUGAGGAGCGGUUGAGGGAGGUGGGGGUGCUUAGCCUGGAAAAGAGGAGACCAAGAGGAGAUCGGAGAGGCAACUUCAAAUAUCUCAAGGGCUGCCCCAUGGAAGAUGGUACCAGCUUCUUUUCUGCCGCUCCAGAGGGGAGGGCCCAAGCCAAUGGCUUCAAGCUCCAAGAAAGGAGAUUCCGACUCAACAUCAGGAAGAAUUUUCUGACGGUGAUGGUUCCAGCCGUCCACAUCCAGGCCACCGGGCGCAAAGGCUGCUGUGGGAACCGCUGCGGGAUGUUCCUUUCGAUCAUCUUCGCAGCUGUGGGGGCCUUGGGAGCCGUUUACGCCGUCGCCACCUCCUCUCUGGGCCUCGUUCACGGGCCCCUGUGCCAGUACCAACUGACCAACGGGACGCUGGGGUGGGGCCGCCCCUUUGAGAGCAGCGUGGAGGACUUCAGCGAGAAGAACUACCUCUUUGAUACGAGCUUGUGGGACGUCUGCCUGGACCCCCCCGGCGUCACCCGCUUCAACGUCAUCCUCUUCUCCCUCAUCCUGGCCUCUGGCUUGGUGGAGUUUUGCCUCUGCGUCCUGCAGGUCCUCAACGGGCUUUUCGGCUGCGUCUGCGGAACCUGCAACGAGGAAGAAAAGGAAACCUACCACUGAUCCCUCGCUGGCUUCCUGCUCGUGCGGCUCCCCCACCGACCUCCCCCUCUACGAUCCCGUGAUAUAUCUAUAUAUUUUUAGCUGAGAUUCCUGCAUUGCAGGGGGUUGGGCUGGAUGACCCCCGGAGGUCCCAACAUGAUGAUUUUUGUGAUUCUUUAGGUGCAUUUCCUGCCUAGAAGCGAGAGGAGCACCUUUGCCCUCUGUCUCUAUCUCUGCCUUCCGAAUCAGAGCAGCUACAAUAAACCGUUCCCCCCGCC
Molecule: messenger RNA, 1892 nt
Organism: Zootoca vivipara (common lizard)
Lineage: Eukaryota; Metazoa; Chordata; Lepidosauria; Squamata; Lacertidae
Source: RefSeq, a predicted model, not a curated record